CCGGGGAGGCGGCCUCGGCGCACAGUAAUGGCAGCGCUGUGAGCCGGGGAACGCGAGCUGACAGCCGCCGCCGCCCACCCUCAGAGCCGGGGGCUUCGUCCUUCACGCCUGCGGGUUGCCUCCCUCCCCGGGCCCCCGUCCUCUCCUUGCUUCCGCAGAAGCCAGUGAUGGAUUGAUAUGCAAUGGUGGUCCCGUGGAGAUUAUAUUGCCCCGUGACAUCAUAGCCUUCUUAGUUUGUGUUUCAACACUAAACUUGCACAAUGUCUUUAAAACCAAGAGUAGUGGAUUUUGAUGAGACAUGGAACAAACUCCUAACUACAAUCAAAGCUGUUGUUAUGUUGGAAUAUGUUGAGAGAGCAACGUGGAACGACCGCUUCUCAGAUAUCUAUGCUUUAUGUGUGGCCUAUCCUGAACCACUUGGAGAAAGACUUUAUGCGGAAACAAAGGUUUUUUUGGAAAAUCACGUUCGGCAUUUGCACAAGAGAGUUCUGGAGUCCGAAGAACAAGUGCUUGUUAUGUAUCAUAGGUACUGGGAAGAGUACAGCAAGGGUGCCGACUACAUGGACUGCUUAUAUAGGUAUCUCAAUACCCAGUAUAUUAAAAAAAAUAAAUUGACGGAAGCCGAUUUACAAUACGGCUAUGGUGGAGUAGAUAUGAAUGAACCACUUAUGGAAAUAGGGGAGCUAGCAUUGGAUAUGUGGAGGAAGUUAAUGGUUGAACCCCUUCAGAACGUCCUCAUCCGGAUGCUGCUCAGAGAAAUCAAAAAUGAUCGUGGUGGUGAAGACCCAAACCAGAAAGUAAUCCAUGGGGUUAUUAACUCCUUUGUUCAUGUUGAACAGUAUAAGAAAAAAUUUCCCUUAAAGUUUUAUCAGGGAAUCUUUGUGUCUCCCUUUCUGACUGAAACAGGAGAAUAUUACAAGCAAGAAGCUUCAAAUUUAUUACAAGAAUCAAAUUGCUCACAGUAUAUGGAAAAGGUUCUAGGUAGAUUAAAAGAUGAAGAAAUUAGAUGUCGGAAAUACUUGCAUCCAAGUUCAUAUACUAAAGUGAUUCACGAGUGUCAGCAACGGAUGGUAGCAGACCACUUACAGUUCUUACACGCAGAGUGCCACAACAUCAUUCGGCAAGAAAGAAAGAAUGACAUGGCAAAUAUGUACGUCCUGCUCCGUGCCGUGUCUACUGGCUUACCUCACAUGAUUCAGGAGCUGCAGAAUCACAUCCACGAUGAGGGCCUUAGAGCGACCAGUAACCUUACUCAGGAACAUAUGCCAACACUAUUUGUGGAAUCAGUUUUGGAAGUACAUGGUAAAUUUGUUCAACUUAUCAACACUGUUUUGAAUGGUGAUCAGCAUUUUAUGAGUGCUUUAGAUAAGGCUCUUACAUCGGUUGUAAAUUACAGAGAACCCAAGUCUGUUUGUAAAGCACCUGAACUGCUUGCUAAGUACUGUGACAACUUGCUGAAGAAGUCAGCAAAGGGCAUGACUGAAAAUGAAGUGGAGGACAAGCUCACCAGCUUCAUCACGGUUUUCAAAUACAUCGAUGACAAAGACGUUUUUCAGAAGUUCUAUGCAAGAAUGCUAGCGAAACGUCUAAUUCACGGGUUGUCUAUGUCUAUGGAUUCUGAAGAAGCCAUGAUCAAUAAAUUAAAGCAAGCCUGUGGUUACGAGUUUACCAGCAAGCUGCAUCGGAUGUACACAGACAUGAGUGUCAGUGCCGAUCUCAACAACAAGUUCAACAAUUUCAUCAGAAACCAAGACACAGUGAUAGAUUUGGGGAUUAGUUUCCAAAUAUAUGUCCUUCAGGCUGGUGCAUGGCCUCUCACUCAGGCUCCUUCAUCCACAUUUGCGAUUCCCCAAGAGUUAGAAAAAAGUGUACAGAUGUUUGAAUUAUUUUAUAGCCAGCAUUUCAGUGGAAGGAAACUGACGUGGUUACAUUAUCUCUGUACAGGUGAAGUUAAAAUGAACUAUUUGGGAAAACCAUAUGUAGCUAUGGUUACGACCUACCAAAUGGCAGUUCUUCUUGCCUUUAACAACAGUGAAACUGUCAGCUACAAAGAACUUCAAGACAGCACUCAGAUGAAUGAAAAGGAGCUGACCAAAACAAUUAAAUCAUUACUUGAUGUAAAAAUGAUUAACCAUGAUUCAGAAAAGGAAGAUAUUGAUGCAGAAUCUUCAUUUUCAUUAAAUAUGAGCUUCAGCAGUAAGAGAACAAAAUUUAAAAUUACUACGUCAAUGCAGAAGGACACACCACAAGAACUGGAACAGACUAGAAGCGCUGUAGACGAGGACCGGAAAAUGUAUCUCCAAGCUGCUAUCGUCCGCAUCAUGAAAGCGCGCAAAGUGCUUCGGCACAACGCCCUCAUUCAAGAGGUAAUAAGCCAGUCAAGAGCCAGGUUCAAUCCCAGUAUCAGCAUGAUUAAGAAGUGCAUAGAAGUUCUGAUAGACAAGCAGUAUAUUGAGCGCAGCCAAGCAUCUGCAGAUGAAUACAGUUACGUCGCGUGACACCCUCUCCUGGUGUGGGUGUGAGGUCAUUGCCAUCACCAUUUGGUGUGCUCCUGUGGGAAAAAGCAGGCCUGUGCCUCCAUACUUUGGUCAUUUGGCAGCCCCUGUUUUUCUGCUGUUUACAACAUCACCAGUGCCACGUCAUGAGCGUCACAGAAAAUGCCUAGAGAUAUUUCAAGCUCAUGUCAUUAUGACAUUUCUUAAAACUUUAUUAAAAGAAUGAGUGAAGUAUUGCUGAAAUGUGGGAUUUGGUUGGGUACCAUGCUUUCUCCCCUUCACGUUUGCAGUUGAUGUGUUUUUUUUUUUUUUAAAUGUAUCUUAAAGGACAUAAAAUAAAAACUUAAAUAUUGUAAUAUGACAGAUAACCUAAUAAUUGUAUCUACAUUCAAAUGACAAACAUGAUGUUGCUGCUUGUCAAAUAAAAAAAAUAAAGAAACCGAAUGCCUUUUUCUAUGUGGAUGGAAUAUCAGGUUAGACAGAAAACAAGACAUUUGUAAAUGUCUGAAAGCAGCCAACAGCAUUUCAUCUUGGUGAUGCAGUUCACUUGGGCUCCUGUUUAACCUUCAGCUAAGACUUCUAGGUUAUUGUUUUUGAAUACGUAAAGUUGCAUCUGGUGUAAAAAAUGCUCUUUUGUGAAUUUGAGCUAAAUGGCAUCAGCAGUUUUUGCGUAUUGAGGAUGUAAUUCUGUCAGUAGUUUUGGUGAUGUGUUGUACCAAGAAACGGAGUGGUGGCUACUGUGUAGUGACUUCGAACCUGGCAGAGCAGGAACUGCUCACCCUGAUUCACUUUUUAUGAUGCAUCAACUCUGACAUAAUGGCUGUUGCUGAUCUCCAAGAGUUGUAGGAGACUCUAGUCACAAUGCAUUCCUUCUAGCUCUCCCUGCCUGUCACCACCCCCUCCCCAGUGCAGACGACUCCCCAUUGUAAGUUGACAGCAGUGUCCCUCAGCACUGGCUCGUGACACCAGACACCUGGUAUGGGGACAUGAAAUCUCAUUAAUUUGUUAAUCGUAGACAACAGGGACAUGAAAAUACUCUGGUCUACCAUAUUAUCCAUCUGCCAUCCCUAUAUCACAUUGCUUUUUUAAACCAGAGUAGUUAAAACAUACAUAGUACAAAUACUUUCAUGUUUAUACUCAAUUUAUAUCUCUAACAGAUAAGGCCUUAAACCCACAAUGAUAAUAUGCUGAACAAAUAAACUACUUAAUUUACAUUC
This is a messenger RNA of Peromyscus californicus insignis, 3712 nucleotides long. It is a transcript of the gene Cul2, whose product is annotated as cullin 2. Gene Ontology annotation, biological process: protein ubiquitination; SCF-dependent proteasomal ubiquitin-dependent protein catabolic process. Lineage: Eukaryota; Metazoa; Chordata; Mammalia; Rodentia; Cricetidae. The transcript is spliced from 22 exons. The record is from RefSeq and is a predicted model, not a curated record. The coding region runs from base 261 to 2498 and encodes 745 amino acids. Gene Ontology annotation, cellular component: Cul2-RING ubiquitin ligase complex; SCF ubiquitin ligase complex. Gene Ontology annotation, molecular function: ubiquitin protein ligase binding.